Molecule: messenger RNA, 1945 nt
Organism: Hevea brasiliensis (rubber tree)
Lineage: Eukaryota; Viridiplantae; Streptophyta; Magnoliopsida; Malpighiales; Euphorbiaceae
Product: diphosphomevalonate decarboxylase MVD2, peroxisomal
Exons: 10
Coding region: 363-1610 (415 amino acids)
Biological process (GO): isoprenoid biosynthetic process; isopentenyl diphosphate biosynthetic process, mevalonate pathway
Cellular component (GO): cytosol
Molecular function (GO): ATP binding; diphosphomevalonate decarboxylase activity
Source: RefSeq, a predicted model, not a curated record
AAACUCAACCGGGUCAGGUACCACUCUACCAGUUCAACGUCCGAAAAGAUUUUGGAGUUUCAACUUCCAUAAACAAAACAAGAUUCAGAAUGAGAGCCAUUUCAAUUGGUUCUUCUAAAUCCCGAAAAACGAAUUAAAUGGGGACUGGACCCACAAGCCCUCAAAUCUUCAACCCCGUGAACUAGUCACCAUUGUUGUUUUCUACUAGUUCCAGUCCUUCCCGUUCUCUCUUCUAUUUAUAGCUUCAACCGCAUCAUCACCCCCCUUCAAAUUCAGAUUCCUUGUUGAGAUUUCCUCUUUGGUUGUUUGUUUUGGUUUUUAGGUGGGAUAAGUUGUUUUUGGUUGGUGGGUUGCUUGCUGUAAUGGCGGAUUCAUGGGUGAUAAUGGUGACUGCGCAGACACCUACUAAUAUAGCAGUGAUAAAAUACUGGGGGAAGAGGGAUGAGAAGCUUAUUUUGCCUGUUAAUGAUAGCAUAAGUGUUACUCUGGAUCCUGCACAUCUUUGUACUACCACUACUGUUGCCGUCAGUCCUAGUUUUGCUCAGGAUCGGAUGUGGCUUAAUGGGAAGGAGAUUUCCCUUUCUGGGGGCAGGUACCAAAAUUGUUUAAGGGAAAUUCGUGCUCGAGCCUGUGAUGUUGAGGAUAAAGAAAGGGGUAUCAAGAUUUCAAAGAAGGAUUGGGAGAAAUUGCAUGUACAUAUAGCUUCAUAUAACAAUUUCCCUACUGCUGCUGGAUUGGCUUCUUCAGCUGCUGGUUUUGCUUGUCUUGUUUUUGCCCUUGCAAAGCUGAUGAAUGCUAAAGAAGAUAAUAGUGAGCUUUCUGCUAUUGCAAGACAAGGUUCAGGCAGUGCUUGUCGUAGUUUGUUUGGUGGAUUUGUGAAGUGGAAAAUGGGAAAGGUUGAGGAUGGAAGUGACAGCCUUGCUGUUCAAGUUGUAGAUGAGAAGCACUGGGAUGAUCUUGUUAUUAUUAUUGCUGUGGUAAGUUCACGGCAGAAGGAAACGAGUAGCACCACAGGAAUGCGUGAGACUGUUGAAACCAGCUUGCUUUUGCAACAUAGAGCUAAGGAGAUAGUACCAAAACGCAUUGUACAAAUGGAAGAGUCCAUAAAAAACCGCAAUUUUGCAUCUUUUGCACACUUAACAUGUGCUGAUAGUAACCAGUUCCAUGCUGUCUGCAUGGAUACAUGUCCUCCAAUUUUCUACAUGAACGAUACAUCACACAGGAUAAUCAGCUGUGUUGAAAAAUGGAAUCGUUCUGUAGGAACACCUCAGGUGGCUUAUACUUUUGAUGCUGGGCCUAAUGCAGUUCUAAUUGCACAUAAUAGGAAGGCCGCUGCCCAGUUACUGCAGAAGCUGCUUUUCUAUUUCCCUCCAAAUUCUGAUACUGAAUUAAACAGUUAUGUUCUUGGUGAUAAGUCAAUACUAAAAGAUGCUGGGAUUGAAGAUUUGAAGGAUGUGGAAGCAUUGCCACCACCUCCAGAAAUUAAAGAUGCCCCAAGGUACAAAGGGGAUGUUAGUUAUUUCAUCUGUACAAGACCAGGCCAGGGUCCGGUUUUGCUCUCUGAUGAAAGUCAGGCUCUUCUCAGCCCUGAAACUGGGCUCCCUAAAUAAAAGGGGUAUCCGUUGCCCUUUCUCUUUCACUUCUGUUAUCUUGCGGUGUCGAGGCAAACCUCACUUUGAGCCUGAUGAUUGUUUUCUGUAAUUGAAGUUACAGGGAAGCAAUCCUCUGUAACUGUUCCUUACGAACUUGCUGUGAUGCGGCUUUUGUCUUGCAUUUGUAAUUCAUUUUUUUGCUUCAGGGUCCAUUUAGAGUUUACUUGUGAAGAACAGUUCAUUUAAGUUUCUUUCAGCCACAAGUCUUGAAAUAGCUUAUACAGUGAUUCAAAAAAAAUUCUGUAUUUCUGUUGCUCUGUUCAGUGAAUAAAUUCUUAGUUGUUUGCCUGAAA